CUGGGUGUCUCCCUCUCUCAGUGUGUGUGUCUCUCUGUUUUCACACUCUCCUCCCCAUUCGAGCGAGGCCCACACCUGGCGCAUCACUGCCGAGCCAUUAGCUGCGGGUCUCCUUUCAUCUUCGCUGUGGCAGACGUUUCUAUUUAUCCACUUGCGCUCGCCGAGUGGCGUCACCAGCGGUACUGUAAUGACGAUUGCAGCAGGAGGAUGACAGCUUAGAAAGAAGAGGGCAAUGGGGCUUCCUCCCAGAGGCGGUGCGGCACAGAGGAGCGCUCGCAUCACAAGGUGACCCUAGCUCCCCAACGCCACCGCCGCGGUCGCCGUCGACAUCGCACUCCGGCCGCUCGGCGCCCGCCCAGUCUCCCGGCCUCUUUUUCGCCCUCUCGCAGCCAAGAUCUAUCCGGCCGCUGGGGACCCGGGGAGCAGGGGGUUAGGAGCUCACUUGGGGCUUUCCCCCGCCCCCACCGGAUAGCCCCGGGAUGGAGAGCCGAAAGGACCUGGUUAUGUUUCUGGAUGGGGGUCAGAUUAGCACUCUGGUUGGCAAGAGGGUCUCCAAUUUGUCCGAAGCCGUGGGCAGCCCUCUGCCCGAGCCGCCCGAGAAGAUGGUGCCCCGUGGUUGCCUGAGCCCGCGGGCCGGCCCUCCGGCCUCCCGGGAGCGCGGCGGGGGAGGCCCGGAGGAGGAGCCGGUCGAUGGACUAGCAGGCAGCGCGGCGGGGCCAGGCACCGAGCCACGGGUAGCCGGGGCGGCCAUGCUCGGCCCGGGACCCCCAGCCUCCUCCGCCGACAGCCUCUCGGGCCAGGGACAACCCAGUAGCUCGGAUACGGAGUCGGAUUUCUAUGAAGAAAUCGAGGUGAGCUGCACCCCGGACUGCGCCACCGGGAACGCCGAGUACCAGCACAGCAAAGGGCCCGGCUCCGAGGCACUGGUCGGCAGCCCUAACGGAGGCAGCGAGGCCCCCAAGAGCAACGGCGGCGGGGGCGGCUCGCAAGGCACCCUGGCCUGCAGCGCCAGUGACCAGAUGCGCCGUUACCGCACCGCCUUUACCCGGGAGCAGAUUGCGCGGCUGGAGAAAGAAUUCUACCGGGAGAACUACGUAUCUAGGCCGCGGAGAUGCGAGCUGGCGGCCGCCCUAAACCUGCCGGAAACCACUAUCAAGGUGUGGUUCCAGAACCGACGCAUGAAGGACAAGCGGCAGCGGCUGGCCAUGACGUGGCCGCACCCGGCCGACCCCGCCUUCUACACGUACAUGAUGAGCCACGCCGCGGCCGCGGGCGGCCUGCCCUACCCCUUCCCGUCGCACCUGCCGCUACCCUACUACUCGCCCGUGGGCCUGGGCGCCGCGUCCGCGGCCUCGGCCGCCGCCUCGCCCUUCAGCGGCCCGCUGCGCCCGCUCGACACGUUCCGCGUGCUCUCGCAGCCCUACCCGCGGCCCGAACUGCUGUGCGCCUUCCGUCACCCGCCGCUCUACCCCGGCCCGGCGCACGGACUGGGCGCCUCGGCCGGCGGCCCCUGCUCCUGCCUCGCCUGCCACAGCGGCCCGGCCAACGGGCUUGCGCCCCGGGCCGCCGCCGCCACCUCGGACUUCACCUGUGCCUCCACCUCCCGCUCGGACUCCUUCCUCACCUUCGCGCCCUCCGUGCUUAGCAAGGCCUCCUCCGUCGCGCUGGACCAGAGGGAGGAGGUGCCACUCACCAGAUAAGGGGCCGCCCGCGGGCUGUCGGCUCCAGGACGCCCGUGGGGGGGCCCCGCGGGACUCAGCCAGUGCUCCUCCUCGCCCUCAGGACACUGAGGGGAGAGGAGAGGGCCGAAAAGGACCAGCGGGA
This is a messenger RNA of Propithecus coquereli (Coquerel's sifaka), 1824 nucleotides long. It is a transcript of the gene EVX1, whose product is annotated as even-skipped homeobox 1. Gene Ontology annotation, molecular function: RNA polymerase II cis-regulatory region sequence-specific DNA binding; DNA-binding transcription factor activity, RNA polymerase II-specific. Gene Ontology annotation, biological process: regulation of transcription by RNA polymerase II. Gene Ontology annotation, cellular component: nucleus. The coding region runs from base 480 to 1700 and encodes 406 amino acids. The transcript is spliced from 3 exons. NCBI's taxonomy places the organism in Eukaryota, Metazoa, Chordata, Mammalia, Primates, Indriidae. The record is from RefSeq and is a predicted model, not a curated record.